AUGAAACAGCGAAUUACAUACGUGGUGCAGAACCCCGAUGAUUUCUCGCCCGAGCAACUUGAAAUCGGAAAAGAUGCCCAAGGUCCAUUCUUCGCCGUCAAGGGCAUUGAAGCCGCAAAGGAACACCGCAUCACGUUUGGGUUAGACGAGCUACAUGACCACCUCAAAAAGUAUUUUGCACAAUGGCACGAAAUGCAUUGGCGUUGGCAAUCGCAAAAACCCUACGCUGCAACACCGCCCUUUACAUCACGGCUGCCAAGUGGUCUACAUGCCUUCUUUACGCCUUUGGACACGACCCCUGACGACCUGUUCUGCAAUGCGCUCAAAGACGUGCCUGGUCUGGAAGCGAAGUGUUCCACCGCCUCUGAGAGCGCUACCAAACUGCCUAUCCUCUCGGAGCGCUUCGCCAUGUCUCCUUCAUCGCAGUUCUACGCUUACCAUGGAGAUGUUAACUUCAUGAAGGAGCAUCUCCAGUCUGAAUUUUGCAAAGGAGACAAAAAGGCUUACUGUAUGGACUUGGUUGCUGAAAUAUUCAAGUCGACGUACAUUGAUGUAGACUACGACACCAUCUCGCGGGUUGUAAUCGUGACUGCAUUCUGGCCACAUGCAGAUGAGACUGAAAAGAGCUGGAACGAUUUAAUCAGGCCGCCGACCAAAGAUGCAAUGGUCGAGAUCGGUGUGCUGAGCCACGAGGGGAACGCGGAUCCAGAAGACAUUCAAUUUGGAGGUUUCUUGACAGUGCUGGGCCAAGACGACAAACCGAAACCCACACGCUUCCAGACACCAACACGCCACUACCCACUCCUUGCGCCCUCGAAAAAUCCCACGACAACACCAAAAUCCCACCCGCUCACCUACACAACCAGCUUCAACCAGCCUACAGGCCUCCACCCGACCCUAACCCUCACCUUCCCAGCACAAAACUUGACUGCCCCAGCCUCAACGUGCAAACUACACACGUACCUAACCCUCCCGUCGUACCUCUUCAUCGACCAAUACCAAUUCAACGACCUCCUCUUCCUGCAAUCCAAGAACCUCAAGCGUUUGCGCUCCAUCGCCGGCACCACCGACCUGGAAGCCCCAGACUGGGCCGUGAGCCAGUGGGGUUCCGCAGCGCUGUUCGAGCUGGCCGUGCCGAAACCAGAAAAGAUCGAGUACCCAGAAGUCGAUGUCGGGGCUGGCGAAAACGUCUGGGAGGGGCUGCCGACGCACAAGAUGCCAGAGGGUGACUGGAAUAUUAGUAUCCCGUUGCAUUUGCGCUACUUGCCUGCUGAGCCGCGCUCGCACACGCGCUUGCCGGUGCCGUGGCCCGUGGUGUUUUGGGCGUGUAGAGCAGAAGAGGGGGCGCUGCAUGCGUCGAAUCCGUUUGAUAGGGUGCAUCUGGGGUAUGAAGGAUUGUUUGGGCCCAAGACGCGGUUCAUGACUGUGCAGCCGGAUGUUGCGACGCAGGAGCUGGUCGAGUAUAUUCAGGUGCCUGUGCUGGAUACGAGACGGGCGGGAUGGGUUCAGGCGGGGACAAUGGGAGUCGUGUUUGCGGCGUUUUUGGGACUGUGCUGGGUCUUGUUUGGGGGGAGUAGAAGCAAGGGACAAGACAAGGCCGCCAAGGGGAAGAAGACGCAGUAG
Exserohilum turcica Et28A is the source of this 1623-nucleotide messenger RNA. RefSeq lists its product as uncharacterized. The transcript has 3 exons. The coding region runs from base 1 to 1623 and encodes 540 amino acids. Gene Ontology annotation, molecular function: mannosyltransferase activity. Gene Ontology annotation, cellular component: glycosylphosphatidylinositol-mannosyltransferase I complex; endoplasmic reticulum membrane. The record is from RefSeq and is a predicted model, not a curated record. Gene Ontology annotation, biological process: protein processing; GPI anchor biosynthetic process. NCBI's taxonomy places the organism in Eukaryota, Fungi, Ascomycota, Dothideomycetes, Pleosporales, Pleosporaceae.